Molecule: messenger RNA, 5891 nt
Organism: Chara braunii
Lineage: Eukaryota; Viridiplantae; Streptophyta; Charophyceae; Charales; Characeae
Source: the annotation of a GenBank genome assembly
CCGUCGAUUGGUCGAUUAGUUCACUUUUCGUGCAUGGGCUGCUUAGUCAGCGACGAAGCCGCACGUGCUUCCUACACUGGUUGCCUGCCUACUAACUAUUUCUGCCAUUUCUACGGUGUUUUUGAGCGUGCCAGACGAUCUGGAACCUCCCCAGAGCUUGCGCUUACGAUCGUAUUAAAGGGGGUCGUCGACUCUCUUGACUAUAAAUUUCACGAGGAUAAUGCGCAAAUGGUUUCGCGCACCCGUGCAGAUUCUGUGCUUGCCCCGCUGCUCAGCCGUCAGAACCUCGCUGCCACCCUGCCUUGUUGGUGCGUCUGAAAAGAUUUAAGAGAGAGAGAGAGAGAGAGAGAGAGAGAGAGAGAACGAGCAGAGCUGGCGGACGUGUGAAUGGGUUGAAGCGGCGUCAUCUCCGGUGACUGUCUAAGAUACGGAACAGGAUUGGGGACCUUCGUUCUCGGGAGAUUAAGGGCUGCGUGUAGGGAGUGAAUUGAGGAAGGGGGAGGGAGUUGUAAUGACACGAGCUGGUGCGGAUUAUACAACUGCUCCAUUGAGACGCCCUCUCGUCUCUCACCACAGGAAUUACCAAUUUUAUCCAAUUGCCCUCCGAGCUCUUAACGACACUUCGCUAGCCUGGCACUCGUUGCCUAUCGACCGGCGCCUCUCUGUCUCUCCUCAACAGCUCCUGCCUUCUCUCUCUGUGUCUCUCUUAGACCGCCGCAUCUUAACUUUCUGUCGUUGAACCCUCUUGGUCUUCUCUGUCUUCGACUGGGACAGCUUCCUUUCUCUCUCACUUCUCUCGCUCUGUUUCGCCGGUAUCAUUGCCUCGUUCGCUGUCUCUCUGCCCCCGUCUCUGUUCUAUCUUGCUUUCGUCAUCAGCAAUCGCCUUUUCUCUCUCCUACCGAAUUCGCACGCCUUAUCAGAACCUGAUGAACUACGGACGUCCCUGCUACGUUAGUCUCUUACUGCCCUCUACAUGGUACUUCGCUCCUCGUUCGACCACCUACCUUUUGCCGCCCGUUCUUCUCUGUUCGAUAGAUGGCGUGAAUCAGGUUCUUCGCUGCGCUUUCUUUGCUGUCUCGCCGCUCAAAAAAUCCGUCCUGUCUCCUGUCAGUCCUCCUCCCGCAGCGGUUAACUCGACCGUCACGUGGCCCUGACAGACUAUUAUUUUGCAUAUCGUCGCCAGGCAGGACUGGUGAUUGACUGCCUUCACUGUGUCUGUCAUUCAAUUACUCCUGACGUAUUAUAAGUUAACGCAGCGAUUGGUUUCCUCGCUGCCUUUGCUUUCCCCGCUCUCGUUCAUUCGUCCCCUUGUGUAAUUGUUUCAUUGAUUGUUAACCUACUCUUCUAGUCGUCUUUUCUUUCACAUUUGCUCUGCUGCCCCUUCUUCUAGUCGUCUUUUCUUUCACAUUUGCUCUGCUGUCCCUUCCUCACUACCACUUCAAUCGUUGGACCAAAUAGUCGAAGGGUUUGCUUUGCAGGCAAACUGCGAGAGAGCUGAUUAUUGAAAUCGUUCGAGCAGGAGUCCGAAGCGGCGGGUGGAACAUUUGGUAAGGAAGGGGGGGGCAGCGGCGGCGGGGGGAGCAAUCGCCCGAGCGCUUGAGGCUUCUCCUCCCGUGCCUCAGUCCCGGUGGGACAAUCACAGGUGAGUGGCACCCCUACCCGUCGUAGUCAGGCAGGAUGCCGAAGGGGUUGUUCAAAACGGCCAAACCGAAACCUGCAGACCUCGUGCGCGCUCUUCGGGGAUGUCUGUCAAACCUCGAGAGGGAUGCGAGGGUGGAAAAAACUCAAGAAGAGUGCAAUAAGUUGCUGCGGGAGGUGAAGACGGCUCUCUUCGGCGAAGGCGAUAUGGAACCAGUGCCGGAGACGGUGUAUUGCUUAACGCAGGAGGCGCUGAAAGACGAGUUCCUCAGAGUGCUGAUAUUAAGCAUACCGCGUCUCGAUUUGGAAGGGCGAAUAAACUCGUCGCGCAUAUUGGCGGGCCUUCAGCGUCAGAAGGUAGACGGGGAUUUUCCAGUCGUGAGGUACCUUGAGAUGUCUCCAGGGAUCUUGGAUUUCUUGGUUGCGAUUUACGAGAGAACGGAGUUGGCGCUCAUCAGCGGUACCAUCCUGAGAGAGUGCAUACGAAGUAAGCGAUUGGCGAGCUACUUGUUGUACUCGCAGAGCGAUUUAGAGAGGUUCUUUAGCUACGUGGAUGUCGCGAAUUUCGACGUAGCAUCUGAUGCUUUUGCAACGUUCGAAGAACUGCUGACGAGGCACGAGGAGAUGGUGGCUCAAUUCCUUCAGGUCAAACACACGUGGUUUUUCGAGAGGUUCAACAACCUUCUGCAAUCUAAGUACAUUACCAAGAGGCAGGCGAUCCAGCUGCUGCGGAGAAUGCUGCAAAUUCCGGCCAACGACGCAGUGAAGCAGAGAUACGUCAGCGACGCGAAUAAUCUCAUGAUCAUCAUGAACCUCUUCCGGGAAGCGUCGAAAUCAAUUAACACCGAGGCUUUCCAUGUUUUCCGCGCCUUCGUUGCUAAUGAGAACAAGCCGCCAGAGAUCGCUUCCAUCCUAUACUCCAAUCGCGACAAGCUUUUGAGUUUCUUUUCCUCCUUCGUCGCAUCAGACGAUCCGCGUUUUGAUGAAGACAAGGCUGAGGUUCUCAGCGAAAUCCGGAAAUGGCCGGAAAGGAUAAUAACUGCCCCUCUUGCUCCUGCAGCGGUUCCUCGAGCUGCUUCUGCCGUCGUCUGAUUUAUUCUCUCCGCCCUCCCACUUAUUGCCUUUUGGACGCUGCUUCUCCUCCCAUCUUCUUGGGGCGACGAUGAUGACGAUUCACCCUCCACCGUUUCCGUGUUGUUGUACAUAGCAAAACAGCGUGAACGAACUUGUGCGAAUUUAGGGGGCCCGGCGACCGGGGGGGGGAGGGGGGAGAGAGAGUGUGUGUGUGUGUGUGUGAGAGAGAGAGAGAGAGAGAGAGCCUGACAAGUAGUUGUAGACGAUUCAUAGGCCGUCCGUGUGAAAGAAGACGGACUUGCGUCGGCGUAAUCCGGGAGGGAGACUGGGUAUAAUCGGCAAGACGGGGUGUUGUCUGUCUGAGUGACUACAUCGCAGACAAACCGGACGUGCAUUGCCGUUUUCCCUGUAGAAGUGGACGGGCGGAAGAAAGGAAAGGAUGGGUUGAAGAGCACCGUUGAUGGAGGGGUGCGGAGAACCGGAUGUGAAUUGGCGAGAUUGAGUGCACCAGGAGGAGGUGGAGCUCGUCUGCGCAGGAGUGAGCGAGCGAUGCGGCUGUGCGGAACGCGUCUGCGAGCACUUGAAAAGAAUGCUGGCUAUGGUAUGUUGGCUGUCGUGUCAGACUUGCUAAUUUUGUCUUGCGGCCUCUUCUUGUGCCCUUCGCCUCGAACGCCAUAGACGGCUCACUCUUUUCUUAUGGGCGUGCUUCUUCCGCCGCACCCGACGAAAUUUCCUCGUGUAUCGUCUUUCUUCCCGCGCUUUUCCCCUCACGACGUCAUGGUCGGCGUCUCGUUUUCUCUGGCCGGAUGUUUCCUGUUUCACUUCCCUCUUUCCCUAUUCCUAUCCUUUAUAGGGUUCGUGCACAGUGAUUUCCGGUUUUGCGGCUGCUUCCCUUUCCCUAUUCCUGUACCUUUACAGGGUUCGUGCACUGCUUCUCCGGUUCACUCGCCAAGCGGAUCUAGUUGUUGUUUUUUUUCUCCUUUCUUUUUAGACACGUUUUGCUCCCUUACGCCGCCGCGCCUUCUUUAACUCCCCCUUCCUCGUCGUUCUGGCCGCUCAGGAGACGGACAAGGAAGCAACAGAAUGGUUCGUGGGUCUUUGUCUUUCGUCUUUCCAAUUGUUCUUUCUGUUCUUUUAUCAAAUUGUCACUUACAGUUAUUAUUGUUCUCGCUCAGGGCGUCGAGCUCGAACGCCCGGCACGCUGCGUUUGUGCACGGUCGAGAGAGAGGUUGGUUCAUCCAACCCAACACCAUUUAUGCACUGCCUUCGCGGCGCGAGCUGUUUGGUGAAUGAGAGAAUCCCAUGCAGGCCUAGGCUAAAGGUCCAGCGGGAGAUUAUCUCUGUCGUCUAUGGAGAGAUCAAAGAGGGGAGGAAUCGAGAGAGAACAGGGGAUGUUGUCUAAUGUGGAUGGGGAUUUUGGGGAUUGAUUGACUGAUUGACAGGGGACGCGAUCUCUCCGUCAUUCACAGUUAUCGAGUCCUUCGUUUGGCUCACCGGAAGAACUGUCGAAUGGUUGCGUCGUGCACGACGCUUUUGGAUGCGGAUCUAUGCUCUCGUGUAUGGCCCUCUACCGUUCUUCUGAACUCCAGAAGGCUCGUUCUCCAGCGGCAAUUCACCAUGCGGUCGCAAUGGUUGGGGCUGAUUUAAGCUUUUACGCGGUUUGAGCUGAUUUAUGUUACACGAUUCAAUUCAACAAGCUUUAGGGAGUUCAACUCAAAACAAGAAGUGGAGCAGCGGUUGUUGGCGCUGGGCGUUUCGCAAGGUUUUGUCGUAGUGAGGGCCUCGCUCCACUACUCUCCACAUGCUCAGAAGACAGAAAAUAUGGCGAUGGAUCUUUCCAUGUUCUAGCCGACGAUUUAUUCUCAAUUUGCACGUUUUGUGAGUAGUGUAGCGAGGCCCUGAGUAAAACCUGCGCAAGAGGGGAAGUUGGGAAGGGUGAAGAUUGGCAGCAGCCACCUUAUCUAGUAAUUCCUAUCGACCACUCCUGGCCUUGUAAUAGUUAUGCCUUCUCUCUCUCUCUCUCUCUCUCUCUCUCUCUCUCUCUCUCUCUCUCUCUCUCUCUCUCUCUCUUAGAGUUUCUCUCUCGCUUUUGCUGUUUGCGGAAAUCAAUUAUCGCAUCCAGUCUCUUGUCCUUCGCGUGUCUCCUUGCACCUUGCCGGGAAAAUUUGUCGGGAUCUGACUGGAUAGCUGUGCAAGCCAAACUGAGUGUCGUUCAGUUGUCUGGCUUGGCGCGCUAUGUCUAGCUGUGUGUAUGGCAGAAUAACAGAAUGCUGAAGUUAGUAAAUGAAGGCAGGAGUACGAGGAAACAACGCUUCUGCCCCGAACUGCUCAAAGACUACAUGGAAAUUUCAGGGUGCGGCUUUCGAGGAAGGGGACUUGGCUGUUUCCCUCAAGCGCGUGCAGUGGAGAAAGGACUUGGCUCUUUCCCUCGAGAACAGGACGAAACGGCGUGCAGUGGAGAGACGGAAAACUAGGGAGGGACGGGGAAAGGGUGGGGAGGGUGCGUGACGACUGGGCGCAGGAAGGGAGCGAUGGGAAAAGAGAAAAUGGAGGAUGGGAGAAGCCUGUAAAAGUGCAAGGACGCGGUAUGCGGUCUUGCGCAAUGAGAAUGUGUGUACUUUUGUGUAGAGAGAGAGUUAGUGCGUGGUGGGCAUCGAAGGAGAGAGAACGACGGCGCCCAGUAUGGAGGGAGCCGAGUCAUCUACCAGCCUCCUUGUGGAGGAUGAUCAUACUGCUUGGGGCUGCUCCCAUCGCUCAUAAAUUUUUUGUCUGGCAGCUCAGUACCAGCACGCCCAGGUGGGAGCCUGCUAUUGAACGCGCGCUUGCUCGGUCGCGGGGGAGAGAGAGAGAGAGAGAGAGAGAGAGAGAGAGAGAGAGAGAGAGAGAUUGUGUAACGGACAGGUGUUUUCGUUUUCGGACAGGUGUUUCCGUUUUCAUUUUCAUACAGGCUCUCUUUUGUUGCUGGGGAUGGGAUAGGGCUUAUGUUUUUUUUUUGGAAAUUGGUUUAUGGUUGUUUGAUGAUAUCCUUUUCUUUUGUGACGACGACAAGAGAAACGAGAAGCAUUACAUUCUUUCUUGUGUUCUUUAGCGUCUUCGCCGCUGAUGCUGUAACUUGUUGGUCAUACAACCUCGGGUAGAGAGGACCUGUCGAGGUGGCCUUGCAUGCGGGCGUUUUACGG